This is a messenger RNA of Penicillium brasilianum, 1080 nucleotides long. The record is from the annotation of a GenBank genome assembly. Lineage: Eukaryota; Fungi; Ascomycota; Eurotiomycetes; Eurotiales; Aspergillaceae.
AUGGCGUCUCAAGAGCAGCUUCAGCACCAGUGGGCGAUGAAGGCACGUCAACAGCAGAUGCAGAUUAUGGCGCAGCAACAAGCAGCCGCUAUCGCAGGCCGGCAGAACGUCGGAUCCCAACCAAGCCAGAGCAUCCAGCCUCGCUCUAUGACCAUGGGUUCUGAUUUCGAAGAUUUACCAAUCCUCGAGGCAAAUGACCUGGACCAUAAACGGCCCCAUCCAUCUUCCUUUUCGUCGUUCGAUUCCGCUUGCGAAAAUGGUCCGGUAUCUAUGAUUGCGGAAAUUGUCACCUCAGAGCCUCGGACACCUGCAUUUCUCCAUCGAGGUCUUCUGGCCGCUCUACGAGCUGGAAACGUCCAGGCUGCCAGCUAUUUACUUUCCAACGGCGCACCCAUCGUCCGACAAACCCCAGAAUUUAUUCUGAAGGCGCCAGCCAAUCAGCAAAUCGCCUUGUUCGAGCUCUUCGCUGCCCACGGCUGGACUCCGAAUACCCCGGGUCUAUAUGGUGCUGUACUACUUCCAAGAUUGGUCAACGACUUGCCUUUACUGUCUUGGUUUCUGGCACACGGUGCGAAUCCAAAUGUGGGGCAACAGAAAGACUUUCGUGAGCGGCAUGGUAAUUCGGAUACGGACUCUUGCCGUGCUCUCGAGACAGCCGCAGCGCAUGGCAGCGUUGAAGCUGUAAGAAUGCUACUGGCAGCAGGUGCUCGGAUCCGUAAUGGAGCACCAUUGCAUUGUGCUGCUGGUGUUUGUCCUCCAGGGACAAAUCCACAUGCCGGCCGUGUCAAGCCAACCAAGGAAUUUGAUGCUGAUAGAAUCCCUGUAAUGCGCUUACUUGUGGAGAAUGGGGCGGAUGUGAACCACAAGGUUGAAACACGGCAUAUGGAGCCUCUAUAUGCGAUUGUUCACGCGGUCAUGGCUGGAGCCAUCGAGCGUGUCAAGUGGCUUUUAGAACAAGGAGCAGACCCCUUUGCAAAAGGCAACUUUGGGAGCGCGGUGACUUACGCUUCCAUAUGGGGCGAAGAAAUGGAGAAGGUUAUUGAGGAAGGAGUUGCGGCGAGGAAGGAGGAAGUAAUCUAG